AUGAAGGUCUCCACUCUCCUCGGUCUGCUUCCCGGUGCUGUUCUUGCAUCCGAUGUCCUUAGCGUUGCAUUCUACGCGAAGGAGAAGAACCAGCUGUACGACUUCAUCUCGGCCAACAGCGAGAUCGACUAUGGCUGCCGUCCUGUUGUGAUGGCUGCUGGCGGCGAGCACAAGCUGCACGCUGUCAUCUCGGAGGACCAUCUGGACCACUUCAAGCGAAGCCUGGAUCCCGAGCUCGUUCGCGUUGAGCUUCUGCACAACAUGAACAAGCGACAGACUGCCACUGCGCCCAUUGGAAAGGGCGAUCGUUUCAACGGUGGAAAGGUCGCACCUCGCGGUCUCGGUACCAGGAAGCCCAGCGAGUACGCGCAGCUCCAGAGUGCUGGCGUCUUCAACGUAGAUGAAGUCUACACCGCCAUGAAAGGUCUAGAGAAGGAAUACGGCAUGUCGCUCUUCACAACACCGGAAAAGACCUUUGAGGGACGAUCAAUUAUUGGUGGUGUCGCCAACAAGGCAGAGAAGAUCCAGAAAGACAAGCAAUACAUUUACUUCACCUCCGGAAUCCACGCGCGUGAGCGUGGUGGACCCGACAAUCUGAUCUACUUCAUCUCCGAUCUGCUCUAUGCGAACGAGCAUCGCAUUGGUCUGACCUACGGCAACAAGAAGUACACCAACAGCCAAGUCAAGAAAGCUCUUGGUGCGGGAAUCGUCUUCAUCCCCAUGCUGAACCCAGACGGUGUGAACCACGACCAGACGAACAGCAACCUCUGGCGAAAGAACCGCAACCCAGCCUCUGCUAAGCCCGGCGUUCCCUUCAGUGUCGGCGUGGAUCUUAACAGGAACUUCGACUUCCUCUGGAACUUUACUCAAAAGUUUGACCCCUCCGUUGCCCCAGCUUCAAAGGACCCUGCUUCCCAGGCAUUCUACGGUACCGCACCAUUCUCCGAGCCUGAGUCGAGGGACAUGGCCUGGGUUUACGACGAGUACCCCAACAUCCACUGGUACAUUGACGUUCACUCCGCUGCUGGAACCCUGCUCUAUUCAUGGGGCGACGACGUUGAUCAGUCCCACGACCCGAAGCAGAACUUGUUCAACCCUGCUUACGACGGCAAGCGCGGCAUUGUCGAAGACACGCUGUACAGGGAGUACAUUGACCAAGAAGACUGGGACAACAUCCGCCUCGCCGCCAACCGUACCACCGAUGCCAUGAUUUCCGUCGGCGGCCGCGACUACGUCCCUCAACAAGCCGUAGGCCUGUACCCUACUUCCGGUGCAACUGACGACUGGUCUUUCAGCCGCUGGCACAAGAACAAGAAGCUUACCAAGGUUUACGGUUACACCCUGGAGUUUGGUUACCCGACAAACUUCUACCCUACGGGCGAGGAAUAUAUCCAAAACAUCAUUGAUACCAAUGCCGGUUUCAUGGAGUUUAUCCUUACUGCUGACGAGAUUGGCCUCAAGGCUUAG
Molecule: messenger RNA, 1467 nt
Organism: Alternaria atra
Lineage: Eukaryota; Fungi; Ascomycota; Dothideomycetes; Pleosporales; Pleosporaceae
Exons: 2
Coding region: 1-1467 (488 amino acids)
Biological process (GO): proteolysis
Molecular function (GO): zinc ion binding; metallocarboxypeptidase activity
Source: RefSeq, a predicted model, not a curated record